CAUAUGUAUUCUGCAGAUGUUAGCUCAGCAGUGUGUGAAGCUGACAUGCUUUAAUGUCCUGUCUUGGUUUGUUAAAGCCAGCAAAAAUGUACGUUACCGUGUCUACCCAUUUUUAGACGUUCAGAACAAAGGCUAUGGUUCGGUGUUGAGCUGAAUAUGUGUUUUUAAGGGAAGACUUGGGAACACGCCCUAGCUGUCUGUACCUACCUGUGUGAAAGGGAAUGCUUUCAACUUGAUUUGAAUGCGAGCACACACCGACACCGGGGAAGUUAACUAUAACUGUUAAUUUGUCACUACAGGUUUCGAGUUUUUUUCCCGCGUUGUAGGUUUUUGUUGGGAAAUGACAAAGCUUUUCUCUACCAGAGCGUGACAAAAAGUCAACUAUGUUUCACACGGUUGACUUGAUCCGCGUUACCCCGGCUGGUGUACCGCUGCUCAGCUGUAAACUGUAACCUGCGGCGGCGGAUGGAUAUGUCGUAGCACUCCCUGCCGCCUCUGAAAACAACCUGUAAACCAGAAAAACGUAAAAAGAAACCCCCUCCUAGUACGCUUUAUGUCAGAUAAAUGUCAUAUGUUGCUGAGCUGAGAGAGAGAGAGAGAGAGAGGUGUUCCGAGGCCACGUUGGACCAGGGAGUUUCCUGUAGUUCCGCCCGCCUGUCGGGUCACAGGUAGGGGGGCUGGAGCUCGACACUACUGGUUAAUGUUUCCUCACCGGGCGCCCCCAGGGACUGCCGACAGCUCGCUGCCCCCGUCAGCCUCCUGAGCAAAAUCGAGCGCCCCCUGGCUCGACAUCACCAAAGCGCCGCGUCUGCAAGCGGCCCAGCUGAGCAGCCUCCGCGUUGCACUGAGGCCGGCCUGCCUGGGCGGGACUCUGUCACCAUGGAUACAGAGUCAACCUACUCGGGGUAUUCCUACUACUCGGGACGCUCCCGGGGAUCCCACAGGCAUGGGGAGCGAAGCCGGGACCGCCACAAAUCCCGCAGCAAAGACAGUCGCUCAGAAAAGUCUGUGACAAUAAACACGCCGCCUGCAGAGCCGCUGCUGGGCGACUCGGCCGUCCGGAGCGAACAGGUCCAGGAUGACAACUGGGGCGAGACCACCACGGCGGUCACGGGCACGUCGGAGCACAGCCUCUCUCAGGAGGACAUCGUCCGCAUCACCAAGGACCUGGAGGACAGUGUGGGUCUGGACUGCCGCCGUUACUUCACCCUGACCCUGGCAGUCCUCAUGGGCCUGCUGGUGUUCCUGACGCCCGUGGCCUUCCUGGCGCUCCCACACCUCCUGUGGCAGGACAAGCUGCAGAGCUGCGGCACGGCCUGCGAGGGCCUCUACAUCUCCGUGGCCUUCAAGCUGCUCAUCCUGCUGCUGGCUGUGUGGGCGCUGUUCUUCAGGCCGCCGCGGGCCGGCCUCCCGCGCGUCUUUGUGUUCCGGGCGCUGCUCGCAGUGCUGGUGCUGCUCUUCGUGCUCUCCUAUUGGCUGUUCUACGGAGUCAGAAUACUCGACUCGCAGGAUGAGAACUACCAAGGCAUCGUGCAGUAUGCCGUGUCCCUGGUGGACGCCCUGCUUUUCAUCCACUACCUGGCCAUCGUCCUGUUGGAGCUCCGGCAGCUCCAGCCGUGCUUCUCUGUGUGCGUCACGCGCUCCACAGACGGAGAGAUCAGGCACUACAACCUGGGACAGCUCAGCAUUCAGCGAGCAGCUCUGGCCAUCCUGGAGCAUUACUACUGCGACUUCCCGGUCCAUAAUCCUGCUCUGCUUUCUGCCUCCAAGUCCCGCGCUGCAAAGCACCUGGCCGGCCUCAAGGUCUACAACGUGGAUGGUGAGUUCCCAGCAGGCACUGCUGACGGUCCUGGGAACAAUGCAGCAGCAGGCAUGGCCCACUCUCAGUCCAGAGCCAUGAUCGCCGCCGCCGCACGCCGCAGAGACACGAGCCACAACGAGCUGUACUACGAGGAGGCGGAGCACGAGAGGCGCGUCCGGAAACGCAGAGCACGCCUGGUGGUGGCAGUAGAGGAGGCCUUCACACAUGUAAAGCGCAUGCAGGAGGAGGAGCAGAAGAAGGCUCCGGGGGACGUGAUGGACCCCCGAGAGGCGGCACAGGCCAUCUUCCCCUCUAUGGCCCGGGCUCUGCAGAAGUACCUGAGGACCACCAAGCAGCAGCACUGCCACAGCAUGGAGAGCAUCCAGCAGCACCUCGCCUUCUGCAUCACCAACAACAUGACGCCCAAGGCGUUCCUGGAGAGCUACCUGUCCCCCGGCCCCACCCUGCAGUACAGCCGGGACCACUGGCUGUCCCGCCAGUGGACGCUCGUCAGCGAGGCGUCGGUCACCAGCGGCCUCAAAGACGGCUCCGUCUUCCUGCUCAAGUGUGCCGACUUUAGCCUGGUGGUGACGUCCAAGAAGAUCCCGUACAUCCAGAUGUCCGAGGAGUACAUCGACCCAAAGUCCCACAAGUUUGUCCUGCGCUUACAGUCUGAGACCUCCGUGUAGGACUUUCUUUUUUUACUACUCACACACCGCUUUGUUUGGGUUUGCAGAUUUUUAUUUCUCCUUUUUUUUAUAUAUAUAUAUAUUAUAUAUGAAGCUAUACACAACACACAUGUUUGAAUAUUUUCCUCUUUUUUACAUUUGUUUUGGAUGAAAACAAGAAAAAGAAGGAAGUCGUUGAACUUGGACGUCCUGGACUUUGUUGUGUGCACAUACUGUGUGUGUGUGUGUGUGUGUGUGUGCGUGCGUGUGCGUGCGUGUGCGUGUGUGCGUGUGCGUGCAUGCGUGCAUGCGUGUGCGUGCGCGUUUCAACGCAAUCAGUCGUUAACUUUUGCAGCCAAACAAAGACGGGAUUAUUUCUCACUUUAUCGUCUCCACCGCUCUUUUUCAUUUCCAUUGGACAGACAAACACAUGAACAACUGAGCACUGUGCUGCUGUGACAUGGAUGUUUUUUAUAUUUGAAGCCUUAUGGAGACACAUGAUAAAUAUCCUGCUGUGUUGCCACAGCGCCUGCAGCGUCUCCUUCCAAACGAAAUGGAAUGCUCUUUUACAAAAGAGACAUGACUCAAUUUUAAAUGGAUUUUGCAUUAAAUGCACAUUUGAUGUUUAUGAAUUGAAAGAAAACACCUAAAAAGGUGGACACACAUCAUCUCCUAUGUGCAGCCGAAGUUGGACUCUUUGACCUCUCUCUGUGCGUGCACCAUUCUUCCUCCAGGUGCAAAAUCCCAAAUAUUUCCACUCCAGUUGGGAACACACAUGCCAUAUUAAACCCGGGGAUGAAACGCUGAAUGAUCCGGAUCACAGGAGACGCUCAGAGGUGGAUCACAUGCCCUCAAACAUUCGCCCCGCUUCAUCGGUUCAGUAACCUUCUCGAGGCUCUCAAGUCUACAAGCGACCGCCUGAUGUGACGGGAAGGAGGAGCCACGAUGUCAGGAAUAAAAAAAUACUACUGAUUACAAUCUGUGUGUUACAAAGAGUGAAGACAUCAUACUGUAAACUCUCAUAUUAAAGAUGAUAUUAAAACAUGCUAAAGCAGGCAGGUAGGGCUGCCGGAUAGCCACGCCUAGUGCCCCAUUUUAUAUAUGCAUACAUUAUACUUCUAUUUCUUUGAGAGAGUCAUGCAGUAAUCACCACUUCAUGAACUUCUCUUUUCCCUUCUUUGAAGAUUGAAGACAUCUUUUGACAUUUUUUCAGUGUUAAUCAGUGUAGAAAACAAGAAACUGGAUGAUGCUGUUAUGUAAUGAUCUCUUAAACUGUCAGACUGAAGUUUCAUUCUGGGUCACUUCACCUGUUUGUGGGGGAAAAAAAAGUUCCACCUGAGGAUUAAAGGUGCACUAUGGAGUUAUGGUAGAGAAAUGUGAAAGUUGGAGAAAUGUACAGAUUCUGUGGUAUAUGUUUAUAACUCUAUAAACAAACUGUCCUCAGAGGAAAAUAUGGUCCGUGGAACUGUUAGAAGAUUAUAAUUAGAGAAUUAUAUGCAAGAUUUAUAUAUUUUAUAUAUAUUUUGGGGGGCCCGCUCCUGGUAGCUUUUUCAGCUCCAAACAGUGUUCAGGGACCCUUUUUUUCUAUGAGUAAAGUUUGUGUAUUCAGUUCAGAAAAUAUAGUAUGGAAUUGUUUCACUUCUCCAACUUUCAAAUUUCACUACAAAAUCUACAGAGUGCAACUUUAAGAUAGUCAAAAAUGUGGACAAUUUUCCACCUCGGUCAUAUUUUGAACACAAAACUGCUGUGAGCAAAAAUCUGAAAACACAAGAGUCCUGGGUGUGUGCUGAUAAAUCACCACACACUUCAGCUGGAGGAAUAUUUGAUUUGUUAUUAGGAAAUUGUCUCAUAUGUGUUUUUGUGAUUUAGACCGAGUGCAGGAGGGGGCUUGCAAUUUUUGGUACUGAUGAUAAAAAAACAAAAAAAACAAGGGACUACCCAAAACUGGGAACCUAGGACUUGUGUUUUUGUUUUUGUUGCUGUGGUAUCGAAACAAGUAUCAAUAUCAUUUACACUACAUCAAGGUUUUAAAAUCUGACUGAGAAAACAAGUUCUAUAUAUUCAGACACUGAGCUCGAUGAAGCCCUUAUGUGAGCGUUUACAGUGUUGAGUGUCUUCUCUGAGGUCACACAGUGUUUGAACGCAUGAAAAUAAGCAGAUUUUUUGUCAGUGUCGAGCUGCAGCAGGGUGGAACCUCCUUCCCAACUGGACCGUCUGGUUUUCCUUCAACAUGUCUCGCUUCUGUCGUCUGACAAACACUUGCUCACAGGGAUCCCUCCACAUUAGACACUCACAGGGAAUUCUUUUUUCUUUCCCUGGAUUAAAAUCAGCUAAUGUUGCAGAGCCAGAAGCUAAGCUAAAGGCACUAAAAUGACAUUUUCAACAUCAUGAGUGACUACUCUGUCCCUGCCUUAACAUGGAAACAGAAUCAAAAAGUCAUACUUCAUGAGGUGUGUUUGUGAGCAGUCAUCCACUACUGCCCCCUGGCUGCUUAACCCAGCAUAAAGCAGCAGCACCAUGUUUUCAUACAAAAAGCAUAAGAAAUAAAUCUUACACUGUAACUUUUCAACUGUUCAAAUCUAAUAGAAAUGUCUUUAAUUCAACACCUGUCAUUUGGUACCUGCUGACAGAUGAACUUUGACCCCGCUGUGACUGUGCCUCCUGUUUUUACACUGUAUCUAUUUAUGUUAACGAGCAUGUAUGUGUGUGUAUGUAUGAAAGUGUGUUUUUGCCAUUCCAGUUCACAUGAGCAGCCUUCUCCCCCUCCCCUCCCGUCACAGAAACGCUCACAGUCCUGCGUCAUGGUCUGGUUUAUGUCGGGACAGCUUUACCAAUAUGACUCGACAUUUGCAAUAUAAGACAUGUUCGUCUCACAGCGUAGACGUUUGUACAAAAAAUGAAUAAACAUUUUUAUGAACAUUUGUAAAA
Labrus bergylta (ballan wrasse) is the source of this 5397-nucleotide messenger RNA. Its product is annotated as vang-like protein 1. Lineage: Eukaryota; Metazoa; Chordata; Actinopteri; Labriformes; Labridae. The record is from RefSeq and is a predicted model, not a curated record. Gene Ontology annotation, cellular component: plasma membrane. Gene Ontology annotation, biological process: multicellular organism development.